UAUCCUUACUGGUGACCAUCAUCAUCAGUUAGCUCUACUUUUGGAACACAAGAAACUAAGAGAAGAAUGCAUAUUACUGAAAUGUUUUCUUCUCCGAAGAAAGAAGAUGAUGAUUCAGGCCAAGGCUUUCGUUUUGACAAGUCUCUCCAGGAACUGAGAGAUUUGCGGUCUCAGCUUCAUUACGCUGCGGAUUACUGUGAAACAACAUUUUUAAACUCUGAAGAGAAGAAAACUGUGGUGGAAAACACAAAAGAAUACCUAUGCAAGGCAGUUGUCACUUUCGUUGAUCAUCUGGGAAACGUCUCUGCUAAUCUAAAUCACUCCAUUUCCCAGACUAAUUCAUUUUCCGAGGCUGAGCUCCGCAUCAAUUGCCUCCAUCAAAGACUUCUCUCAUGCCAACAAUUUGCUCACAAUCUUGCUCUAACCAGAGUCAAAUGGAACCCCAUUUUGUCAAGACAUAACCGGCGUUAUUUAUCUGCACCAACAUUAGCAGCUGUAGAGAAAUCAAAUGAAAACUCAAGGGCUACCAUUUCUGCAAUUCCUGGAAAGCUCGUAAACAAGCAUGAACUUGACACGGAAGGAGUCCCACUUUUUUUCUUCACUUGUACCGACAAGCCUUCACUAUCUAAGAGUCCAUCUCUCAAAUCAAAUUGUGACGAAAGUAACUCUGAUUCAACAUUGGUGCCUGUCCGUGAUGGGUUCUCGAUGCUAUCAAAGGGUUCAAAUCCUACAUUCCAUUUCCAGCAAGGAAAUAAAAAACAUGGACGCAAAAGCUUGUAUAGAAAAUCAUUGCCGAGUGCUGAUAUCUUAUCUUUCAUUCGACGGGCAAGAAGAUCAGCUGCUUGAUAAAAAACCUGAAAGGGAAAAUCUAUGUCUUAGCUUCCGCACCGCAUGUUUUUAGUUUUAGUUCAUCAUUUGGUGUGUUAAAUAACUGGUAUGGCUUGUUUUAGGGUCGAGAUCAUGCUGAAUAUUACUCGAUGUAAAGGUCUAUUAUUGAAGAUAUCUUGUAAUAUAUUAAUGUGUUUUCACUAUA
Molecule: messenger RNA, 1033 nt
Organism: Gossypium raimondii (Peruvian cotton)
Lineage: Eukaryota; Viridiplantae; Streptophyta; Magnoliopsida; Malvales; Malvaceae
Product: probable protein ABIL5
Exons: 8
Coding region: 67-846 (259 amino acids)
Source: RefSeq, a predicted model, not a curated record